This is a messenger RNA of Penicillium alfredii, 1197 nucleotides long. Its product is annotated as NAD(P)/FAD-dependent oxidoreductase. NCBI's taxonomy places the organism in Eukaryota, Fungi, Ascomycota, Eurotiomycetes, Eurotiales, Aspergillaceae. The record is from RefSeq and is a predicted model, not a curated record. Bases 1 to 1197 code for a protein of 398 amino acids. The transcript has 6 exons. Gene Ontology annotation, cellular component: cytoplasm. Gene Ontology annotation, molecular function: electron-transferring-flavoprotein dehydrogenase activity; flavin adenine dinucleotide binding.
AUGGCAACCCAGUCACUACGAAAUAUUAUCGUUGUUGGAGGGUCGUUUGUGGGUCGAAUAACCGCUCAGGAACUGGCGCGGGUCAUCCCUGCGACGCACAGAGUGCUGUUGACUGAGCCCCACAGCCACUUCCACCAUCUGUUUACCUUCCCUCGAUUUGCCAUCGUCCCUGGUCAAGAACAUAAAGCAUUUAUCCCAUACAAUGGAAUCUUCUCGGCGGUGCCGAACCCAACUUCACAUGGUGUUGUGCCAGCCCGCGUUCUGUCAGUGGCAUCGCAACAUGUGGAGCUCGAUCGCGAAUGGCAAGGCUCGAAACAGAUUACGUUUGAUUUCCUGGUUCUCGCCACGGGAACACGUCUUUCUCAGCCAGCAGGGAUGAAGAACGACGACAAACCAUCAUCCGUGGAGUAUCUGCAGAGGCACCAGGCGGAUGUGAAAAGAUCACGGUCGAUUCUCAUUGUCGGCGGCGGCGCGGUCGGUGUGCAGAUGGCAACCGAUUUGAAAGAAUACUAUCCUGACAAGAAGGUGACGGUUGUUCAAUCACGACCACGCGUGAUGCCGAAUUUCCAUCCCCAACUGCACGAACUCAUCAAGCGGCGGUUCGAUGAGCUCGGAGUCCAACUCAUCACUGGCUCUCGGGUCAAGAUCCCCCCGAGUGGAUUUUCCAAUGACGGCAACGAGUUCCCCGUACAGCUCACUAAUGGUACUACGGAGUCGACUGAGUUGGUGAUCUUGGCAACGGGACAAACCCCGAAUAAUCAAAUGGUCGCGAAUCUGAAGCCUACGUCGGGCACUGAUGCUAUAGUGAACCCAGAUAACGGGUUUAUUCGCAUCCGACCAACCAUGCAGUUCCAAGACGAGCAGUAUCCGCACUUGUUUGCCGUGGGAGAUAUCGCAGAUACUGGAGCUCAGAAAGCUGCUCGGCCUGGGGCCGCGCAGGCGGCCGUGGUUGCUAAAAACAUUCAGUCUCUGAUUGAGGGACGAGCACCGGACGAGGCCUUUGUCAAAGGGCCAGGUGCAAUCCAUCUCACACUUGGCAUGAAAUACAAUGUGGUCUUCCGUAACCCGAAUGUGGCAGAAGGUCAGACAGAACCUUGGAUCAAUGAGAAGGAUGACGGCCGCGAAGAUAUGAAUGUGGAAGCCAUGUGGCAGAGGCUAGGUAUCGAAGUGGAGAAUCCGCCGCAAUAUCAUCUGUGA